AUGGUCCCCGGCACAUCGACCGAGGGCACCAUCCUCGCAACGGACGCGCUUGCCGACACCGAGAUCCAGCAGCAAGUUCGUGAGGCGCUGGAUGACAAGGACGCCGUUUACCUGGUGCCCAGUCACCCUCCGAUGCGCUCGGACGAGAAUUUCGUCGAGCUAGGCCACAUGACCCAGGUCAUGGACUCACGCCCGCCGGUGCCAGAGGACACAGAGCGACGCGGCAGAGACGGGUACGCCCGCUCUGGCGGCCGUGAUGGAGACAACGGCGGUAGCGGAGAGAGCGGGACGCGCGUCGGCGGCGACGACGGCCGCGGCAAUGUCGACAGAGACAGCGGCGCAUGUGCCGGGGUCGUCGAUAGGGCCGACGGCAUCAAGGGUGGUGGCGCCUGCCCCGGCGCUGCCAUUUAUGGAGACAACGGUGGUAGCGGAGAGAGCGAGACGCGCGUCGGCGGCGACGACGGCCGCGGCGACGUUGACAGAGACAGCGGCCGCGGCGACGUCGACAGAGACAGCGGCGCAUGUGCCGGGGUCGUCGACAGGGCCGGCGGCGUCAAGGGCGGUGGCGCCUGCCCCGGCGGCGACGUCGGGGAUGGUGGCGUCGGGGUCGGCCAGACUGGCUUCCACCCUUGUCCCGGUCAGGGAUGGCAACGGGGCUAUCCCCGCCUGGGAUGA
Setaria italica (foxtail millet) is the source of this 675-nucleotide messenger RNA. RefSeq names its product PE-PGRS family protein PE_PGRS16-like. Lineage: Eukaryota; Viridiplantae; Streptophyta; Magnoliopsida; Poales; Poaceae. The transcript has 3 exons. The record is from RefSeq and is a predicted model, not a curated record. The coding region runs from base 1 to 675 and encodes 224 amino acids.